UCUCAGCUGACGUCAGGAGAAAUGGCGGACCAGGAUGGCAGCGACGCAUCUCCUCCCGAGUCCCAAGAGACACAGCAGCAAUGUGCAGACACAGGAAUUAGCUGUUGGCAUUACCUCAUAGCUGUCUACGUCUUCACCGAGAAGAAGGCUUUUAGAGGUGACCCCGUCCCCCACCAUCCUCUGGCGUCCACCACUUACCUGCCCCCCCCCCCACCACCACUGCAGGGUGGGAUGGGCAGGGGCUGGGUGAGUUAGCCAGGGGCUCGAGGGUUAGCAACAGGGCAGGCGAUGCCACAGAGUAAGGGACGAGAACAGGGAGGAGGUGGAGGUGGGUGCUCCCGGGGCAAGUGGAAGCUGAGGAAGGGAGGCAGCCGGUCGGCCAUCCCGGCACUCUUCACCAUCACUGAGGAGGAGGAAGGACAGAGACGGAGAGAUGCUUGCAAGAGGAAGAAAAGAGCGUCUUACUCCCAGUAUAAAUCGGAGGAUGGCAGAACGUCUUCAGCCACCCGUCCCAGCUCCUCAGGCUCCGGACAAAACUACAGUCCCACCUUGACCCCCACACCCACCCCCACCCUGACUCGCACCACCACCAGCAACAGCCCCAGUAACAAUGCUGCAACCAAAACCGACUCGUUGCUCUUCAACAAGAUCGACGAGAGACAGAGAUUAGCCCGUGAGCGCCGGGGGGAGCAUGAGAAACAGAAUGCUGUCAAGGAGGCCCAGUGGCAGGCACGGGAUGAGCGAGCCAGGCAGCACUAUGAGAAGCAGCUGGAUGAGAGGAAAAGAAGACUGGAGGAGCAGAGGGUAAAGGAGGACAAGAGACGGGCUGCCGUGGAUGAGAAACGACGGCAGAAACUUGAGGAAGACAAGACUCGUCACGAGGCGGUGAUGCGUCGCACGUUAGAGAGGAGCCAGAGAACCAGACAGAAGCCCAACCGGUGGUCUUGGGGAGGGCCGCUGAACACAAACACUCCCAGCACGCCAGCCGGUUUUGUCGAGUCGGCUUUCCUCUAUCCACUCGACCUUGCUGGACUGGAGCACAUGCAGAGUGCUUUCAGUCUCUACCGCAGAUACGGAGUGACCUCCCAAUAUGCUGACAGGCGGUCAGUGUCCACAAUGAAUUUAUCCAAACACACAGACCCUGUUAUUACCAAGCGCCUCUCCUACUCCUCUGCCACUCUCCUACACUCACCAGACCGAGGCUUACAGAUGAGAACAGCCUCCUCCCCUGUCAUUAACAAAGCUCAGUCCAAACUCCGCCUACACCCGGGAAAGACCACCCAGCACAAAAACUCAGGCAUGCGCCGUCUUCCUUUGACGCCAUGGGAGAGCAAUGUGGUGAACCGUCUGCAGCAGCCGACCCACUCCUACCUGGCUCGUAGCCGCAGUGCCAUGAGUCUGUCUGGAGAGCAAACAGCCAUGCCUGUUUGUCCUCGCUCAGUGUCCUGCCACCCCAUGGGCUCCAUGUCCUUCAAAGUCCUGCAGGCCCAGCCGCUUCCCCACUGCCGCAGCCAGGAGAGGAGCCUCAGCAGGGGGACCAUCUCGUCUUCCACCACCACCACCACUGCUCGCAGGAGGACCACCGGCGGCACACAGCGGAAGGACUGUGACCAUGUCAGGAAGUCAUGGAGCAACCUGUCACUCCCAUUGGCUCCCAUUCUGACUUUGCCCCCCAACAAGCGCUCCUCUUCUCCAGGCAAGAAGAACCGAAAAGUGACAGCGCCCUCUCCUGGCAGGCCUCCACAAAAGUCAGCAGGGCGCCCCCCGACCCCCAAGCUGCUUAAGUCUCCCGGGACAGAGGACCCUGGAAAUCUUCGUCCUUUCAAGGUCACACCUGAGAGCCCCAAACCCACCAGAGGCCCAGGAGAGGAGGAAGAAGAGCAGGUCCUCAGUCCUCUUCAGCCUCGACCUCAGCCGCUGGGUCAGAACAAGAGCAGUAGUGAGCAGACGCCAGCAGCAGCCAGCGAGAGUGCAAGAAGUCCUCCAGCCCACAAGCCUUCAGCAGGCACGACAAAUCCAGAGGAGGCGAGUCGUAUCCUGGCUGAAAAUCGCCGCCUGGCCCGCGAGCAGCGGGAGAGAGGGGAAGAGGAGCGCAAGCAGCAGGAGGAGCAGCGAAGGUUGGCGCAAGAGGAGAUGGCUCGCCGUAAGGCCGAGGAGCGAGUCAAGAGAGAGGAGGAGGCUCAGCGGGAGGCUCAGCAUCAGGCAGGGCAGAUGAAAAUGAAGGAGGAGGAGGAGAGAAAGGUGGAGGAAGAGAGACUUCAGAAAGAGAGAGAGGAGGCAGAGAGACUCCAGAAACAGAAAGAAGAGGAAGAGUCUCGACAAAGGGAGGAGGCGGAGCGACUGAGGCAGGAGAGAGAGAAACACUUCCAGAAAGAGGAGGCUGAACGUCUGGAGAGAAAAAAAGCGUCUGGAGGAGAUCAUGAAGAGAACAAGGCGUUCAGACACAUCAGAGAAGAAAGUUGUUCCCAACAGAAAUGGAGACAAUGCAGUUGUUCCUGUGGUGCUGUUUCUGACUGCUGUGUUGGUUUUCUCUCGUCAUCAGAGAGCCCUGCCGCUCCUAGUCCAUCUGCAGGGACUGCGUCCCCGACACACAAUAGCAACGGUCGUCAACCUGAUCAAAACCCCACAGCACUGAGCCAUCCUGACCAGAGGGAGAACGGGGAUUUUGAAGAGGUGAUUGUACUGCCUUCACAUUCCAGGCUAUCUCCUCCUGAGGGAGAGGAGGAGCAGCAGCAGGAGGAGGAGAGAGUUCCUGUCUUAGCCUUCAGGGAGAAUGGUCUCCUAAAGCCUCUAAGCGGAAUAGAAGACAUAUCAGUCCAGCAGGGACCAGAUGUUGCCUGAUGUCCUGUUAGGCCGACAUGAUUCCACACCCAGAGAGACAGGAAGUGAGAUGGCCAGAAAGUGGGAACACAGACCUGUUGGACCGACUCAAAGGAAGGACUCGCAGCAUCACAGCCAUUCUCGACCCUCCCGUGACAGAAGAGCACCGCAGCCAUUUCUCAAAGAUGGCGUCUCCAAAGCAUCUCCAAAGUUACUUUCCCCUCAACAAACUCUCUGGGGAACAGAUUGCCCGGGUCAUAAUGUUCUGUGUACAGCCCCAAACAAUUCUGAAGUGAAUGUCCUGAAAUCACAGCAGGAUUGAAUGCCAUCUCGUGACUCUCGUGAUGUGUGUGUGAAUGAGAGUCCAAUAAUAAUAAUGUAAACUGAGAUCAGCUGUAAAGUCUUCGGCCAUGAUACUUGAAGAGAUUUGUUUGUUUGUUGCUGUAGAACACACUGUAAUCAGAUUGUGAAAAUCAGCAAUAUGGCGUUAUGACUGGAACCCGCACAACACGCUCCAAAUUGCAAAGUUUAAUUAACGCUCUUAAACCGGAAACCUCCUGAUUCUCAAGUUUCAACGUUUCUAUUGAAACGUUAGAGAAGAGAUGGGAUAUAGGAAUGAAGUCCGUGCAUGAAGUUGUAUUAUGACUACAGGAAAGUGUCAUGUAAUGUAAUAUAUUUUUGCUGUGUCUACAGUGUUUAAGACGAGAGGUUAUUAUUGGGGUGAGGCAGGGGCGUUGGAGUUUCAUGGAGUUUAAGUUAAAUAAUGAAAAUACAGUUCUCGACUGAGAAUUUGGAGUGUAAACUACUGAUUAUUGUUAUUAUUGUUUAGUUUUAUUUAAUUGCUGUACAGAUGAAAUGUGAUUCUUUGUUUCGUCCUCAAUACUGUCUUUCUGUUUUAAAUUGAGAAGAAAAAAAAAUCUGCUUUACGUUAAGUCCUGCUCUUUACCUUUUUAUUUCUUUACCCUUUACAUGCAUCCUGUCACACGGUCUAACUCGGCCAGUGUUGCAGGACUGUAGCUUAGCCACCUUGUGUUGGAGGUUGACUUUUUUGUUUUGGCCAAGCAAACACAAAAUGGAUUAAACUAAUUUGCUGGUGAUGUUAAUUUUGAAACAAUCGGAUACGUUUGAUCUUCUUUUGAUUAAGGAUUUAAGAAGAAAUGCUGCUAUUUGUGAUGUUCCUUUGCCUUACCGCAUUGUAGAGAGAACGAGGCGACUUGUCUUCCUCACUGAAGUGAAGAUAUGCAUUCCCAGCGUGAGCAUUGACAUUCUGGCCACAUGCCAUAACUCUCCAGUGGCUUCCUUCGCUUGAUUUAUGUUAAGUGUGAAAGCUUGUGAUGAAAUGUAAUGUCAUCAUACAAGAGCUAUAAUGUCAACACAAUUGGUCCUUUAUACAGCUUUUCACUAAUGAAAGACAAAGAGGGGGAUUAAAGUAAAACACUGGAACCCAACCACACUGUCAUAAUCGCUUCCAUCUUUUACACUCUGUAAUGCUGCUCUCAAACCUCUGCACUUAGUUUUCUCUUUGUUCAAAUCUUGCAGUACCACCAAAAAUGUAAGGAAACUUCAGAAAUGUUACUUGUGUGUUUGUUAUGUAGUGCUGGUCUCUGCCAGUAGUACAUAGCAUUCUGUUCAACAUGGAUACUUGAAAAUAAAUUGUUUGUAAAUGA
Molecule: messenger RNA, 4487 nt
Organism: Cottoperca gobio
Lineage: Eukaryota; Metazoa; Chordata; Actinopteri; Perciformes; Bovichtidae
Gene: map7b
Product: microtubule-associated protein 7b
Exons: 21
Coding region: 289-2841 (850 amino acids)
Biological process (GO): microtubule cytoskeleton organization
Cellular component (GO): microtubule cytoskeleton
Source: RefSeq, a predicted model, not a curated record